Molecule: messenger RNA, 468 nt
Organism: Hermetia illucens (black soldier fly)
Lineage: Eukaryota; Metazoa; Arthropoda; Insecta; Diptera; Stratiomyidae
Gene: Cox17
Product: cytochrome c oxidase copper chaperone
Exons: 3
Coding region: 138-341 (67 amino acids)
Biological process (GO): mitochondrial respiratory chain complex IV assembly
Cellular component (GO): mitochondrial intermembrane space
Molecular function (GO): copper chaperone activity; copper ion binding
Source: RefSeq, a predicted model, not a curated record
AAGUAAUGACAGAUAGUAUAUAGCCGAGCAAGGUCGUCAUCUGUCAUACUUUAUAUAAAAUCUAGUCACCCGCACCUUCGAUUUGAAGGAAUAACAACUCGCCCUUCAUCAAUACUUGACCAAAUUUCCUCUUCACUAUGGGUAAUGCAUCGACUAAGGAGUCACAAGUUGCACCUCCUGCAUCGGGAACGGCGGAAAAACCGAAAUGCAAAGCCUGCUGCGCCUGCCCUGAAACCAAAAAAGCGCGUGAUCAAUGCAUUUUGGAAAAGGGAGAGCCCAACUGCGGCGAUCUGAUAGAGGCGCACAAAAAGUGCAUGCGUGACCAAGGUUUCAACGUUUAGCUGUGUAGCAGGAGCCAGUACUUAUGUGGAGUGUAAAUAACGCGAAAGUUAGAAUUAAAUAGGAUUAUUUUCGGCCUGGUUGCCCCAAAGUAUUCAAAUAAAAAUAAAUGUGAUUGGCCACCGAAAA